Messenger RNA from Onthophagus taurus, 1048 nucleotides. RefSeq names its product abscission/NoCut checkpoint regulator. Lineage: Eukaryota; Metazoa; Arthropoda; Insecta; Coleoptera; Scarabaeidae. Gene Ontology annotation, molecular function: phosphatidylinositol-3-phosphate binding. The record is from RefSeq and is a predicted model, not a curated record. Gene Ontology annotation, biological process: abscission; mitotic cytokinesis checkpoint signaling. Gene Ontology annotation, cellular component: midbody; cleavage furrow; centrosome.
CAGUUUCACCAACAGAAUAAAAUUAAUCAAUUUCUUGAAUCACUCACUUUUAUUAUUAUUAUUGCAUUGGUUUUCAACGUAAAUUCCAGUCAUGUCCUGUAAUCACUGUUCAACAAAAUUCAAUUUCUUUCAUAAAGAAAUGGGCUGUGCUAGUUGUAAUUUAUCGUUUUGCAAUAAAUGUUUAAAGCAAAAAUGUAGAAUACCAAGUAAAGGACCUGGUGAAUACUCGGUUUGUAGAAUUUGUCAUUCGAAAAUUACAUCGGGUCAAUCAACUACACAGCAAAACAUUCAACCACCAGACGCUUUUAUUAAACGACUUGAAGCCUUAGAAAAUAAUCACCAAACUCCUGUGAGCAUUGUAAAAAAUGAACAAGAUCAAACCACAAAAUCAACUUUAUCGCCUAUUGAUCAACGAUUAUUGGAAAGAUUGGAAAAUUUAAAAGAUAAAGGUACAGGACCGCCUCCUACAGAAGCUGAAUUAAGACAACGUUUGGCUGCAUUAAAAGGUGAAAAUAGUUAUGUCGAAGGACCUAGUAAAGCAAUUUUAGCAAACGACUUUAGGACAGAUGAACAAAAAGUAGAUGCAUAUUUAGAGAUGUUUACAGCUGAACGAGACAUAGAAUUAGCUCAAAACCCUGAGGAAGAAUUAGAAGCAAGGUUGGCAACAUUACGAGGACAAGGUGUUCGACCGAACGAAAAUUCUUAUAUCAGUAAUUUACACGACGAUUCUAGUUCGGAUUCAGAAGAAGAAGUUGGCAAAAUAACUAAAAAGAUAAUGGCUGAAGUAGCUUUGGACAAAAAAUAUGAAUUAAAACUUCCAUGUCCCGAAAACGAGGAAGAAUAUGAAGAAGAACUACCGUGGUGUGUUCUUUGUAAUAAAGAUGCUAAAUAUCGAUGUAUAGAUUGCGGUGGAGAUCUUUACUGUCAAAAAUGUAAUUUGGAAUUACACUCUAGCUGGGAUGGAACAGCUCACAGGAUAAUUAAGUACACACCAUUCAAAUAAUUAAGAUAUUUUUAAGUAUAUUACUAUAUAAAUUAAUAAUUGAAU